Messenger RNA from Solenopsis invicta (red fire ant), 1162 nucleotides. Its product is annotated as U11/U12 small nuclear ribonucleoprotein 25 kDa protein. The coding region runs from base 214 to 741 and encodes 175 amino acids. The transcript is spliced from 2 exons. NCBI's taxonomy places the organism in Eukaryota, Metazoa, Arthropoda, Insecta, Hymenoptera, Formicidae. Gene Ontology annotation, cellular component: U12-type spliceosomal complex. The record is from RefSeq and is a predicted model, not a curated record. Gene Ontology annotation, biological process: mRNA splicing, via spliceosome.
AGCUCGACGUCGCGCUUAAUUAAAAAUCCGAGAAACUUUCUGUAAUUAAAAAACAGUUAUAUAGAAACUCGUAAAGAAAAAGAGAUAGGCGAUUUUUGAGAUUAAUAUUUGAAUGGAAUCCUAACGCAAAGAUUUUACGACUAUAUAUUUCUUAUAAAUUGAAAAGAGCUGCUAAGAUAGGUUAAUAUUCCAAAGUAAUACAAAAGUAACAGCAUGAAUGCUGGCGAAAAAGCAAAAGGAGCUGAAGAGCAAUUGACCGAAGAGAAAUAUAUCGAGGCUGAAAUUAAGCUGGAAACCACGCGGCUUGGUCACCAAGAAUUGGUAAAGUUGACUAAGACGACCAUAAACAAUCUCGUUGAGCGCGAGCCACUGCUCUUUGGUUUGCCCUCUGAUGUUACGAUAGAAGAGCUCAAAUCGCAGAUCGCGGUUGCGCAGGGACAGGCGAUUACUUUGUUCUUGAACCGUGGGGAACUGCCAAAGCUCGCAGUAGUGGUACCUCCACAUGACACAACUGUGCUCGAUCUGAAAAAGGCCAUCAAGCGGCACAUGAGCUUAUCUUUGAAGAGGGAGAACGUUAGAAAGAAGAUAAGUUGGAAGCGCAUCUGGAAGAAAUAUCAUCUCUGCUUUGAAGAUAUUAGACUUUCUAAUGACAAUGAAAACAUCAAAGCUUAUGGUAUUGCCAAUAAGGUGGAAUUACAUUUCACAAAAAGACGCAGAGAAAAGAAUAAAUUGAAAAGUUAGCACGAAUGUUCUGUAUAAAUUAUAAUUCACACUGUAACUAGUAUUUCAUUCAACGCUCUGUACACAUGUUGCUUUUCGAUACUUUCCAUGUACACUGUGGAUCAGAACACCUCUGAGAUAAUUUUUAUUUCUAAAAGUAUAAAAAAAAUUCUUCAAUGACUGGAAUGAUGUACUUUAAUAUCUUUAAAAAAUAUUUGUAUAGUUUAUUCACAAAAAAUUGUAUAUAUACCAACUCACAAAAAAUUGUAUAUAUACCAACUCACAAAAAAUUGUAUAUAUACCAAAAUUGUUUAUAUAGCCUUUUUUUAGAGACAAAUUUACAGAACAAAAUUGUUGAAUUGUGUGUAUAGUGUGUCUGAUGAUCAAGAUUGCAUAAAUAAUAAUUAAAUAGUAUGUAAAUAAAUCUUGAUACCUUAUACAA